AUGAGGGCUUUACAAGCACGACCGGAUACACGUGGUCAAACCUCGCGAGAAAUCAAAGCUCUUAAGGACCUGACUGAGGCUAAAUGUUUUUGCACCCCGAAAUUUAGAGCCUGGAAGCAUGAAAAUCAAGACCGCAAUGACUGGGUCCCUGGCGGGUUUCUGGACUACAUUGUGAUGGAGAAACUCGAGGGGAGAACACUCUCACCGGAGUUGAUUGACAGCCUAAGCAAUGAACAACAGCAAAGACUGCGAACAGCUUUCAAAAGAUCAUACAUCGAGUGUCUGAACCAUAACUUUGUGAACCUGGAUCAAGGUGCCCGGAAUCUCAUUUGGAAUGAGGAGAAAGGGAUAUGCUACAUCAUUGACUGGGAAACAUGGUGUCGAGCAACUUCAUCUUAUGAUUGGAAUGACGAUGAAUAUUGUUCGUGGGAUCUGGAACUGAGUUAG
This is a messenger RNA of Aspergillus chevalieri, 447 nucleotides long. RefSeq lists its product as uncharacterized. The transcript has 3 exons. The record is from RefSeq and is a predicted model, not a curated record. Lineage: Eukaryota; Fungi; Ascomycota; Eurotiomycetes; Eurotiales; Aspergillaceae. The coding region runs from base 1 to 447 and encodes 148 amino acids.